Messenger RNA from Monosiga brevicollis MX1, 1480 nucleotides. RefSeq lists its product as uncharacterized. NCBI's taxonomy places the organism in Eukaryota, Choanoflagellata, Craspedida, Salpingoecidae. The record is from RefSeq and is a predicted model, not a curated record. Bases 1 to 1455 code for a protein of 484 amino acids. Gene Ontology annotation, molecular function: 5'-nucleotidase activity. The transcript has 4 exons.
AUGCCGCCGGUGAUCGAUACGACUGCGCCUGGGGCCUGGGCUGCAGGCGAGCUCCUGCACCUGCACGCGUGCGACUGGUUGGGCUUUGACUUGGAUCAUUGCUUGCUGCGGUAUAACGUCCCUGCACUAGCUGAGCUGCUUCACUCGGCCUUUUUGCGCUUUCUUGUGGACAACCGCGGCUACCCGGCGCGGCUUCUUGACAUUCCCAUGAACCCGUCGUUUUUUAUCAAAGGCCUGCUCUUUGACACCGAGCGUGGUGUUUUCCUGCGUCUCCGCAAUGAUGGCACCGUCUUUGCCGCCACCCACGGCACGGCCCCGCUUGCAGCCGCAGCCGCCGAGGCCCUAUACCGGCCUGGCGAAUUGCAGGACGUGGUGCGGCGCGUGCUCACCAACGGCGAACGUGAUCGGCGCUUCACCUGGUUCUCAACCUUUUUUGACAUGCCUGCAGCCUGCGUUGUUGCCGAGCUCAUCACAGCCAUGGAUACAGCACGUGCUAAUAUUGCUAAUAUUGAAUCCCUCACUGCCGCCGCCGCCGCUACCACUGGACCUACUGACCGUGCGCAGCCCGACGCCGAGCUCCGUCUCGCUACCAUCACCUAUACCGAGAUGAUGCAGGACGUCUUUGCGGCGCUCUCGGGUAACUUUGACAUUGAGCAUUUUGCCAACAACUCGGGCUACUUCUUUCCCGCGCUCCGCCAAGACCCUGCUCGCUACUUGCACAAAUUUUCUAGUGACCUGCGACGCUGGCUUUAUGACUUGCGGCACCGCGAUGGAGUCAAGCUAUUUCUUCUCACCAACUCGCACAUCGACUAUGUUCACUUUCUUCUCAGCCAUGCCUAUGGGGCGGCCUGGCCCGAGCUUUUUGACUUGGUGCUGACAAGCGGCAACAAACCUGCCUUUUUUCACCACCAGGAACCGUUUCGUCACGUCUCGAUUGAUGGCAAGGUUGGCGAGCCCGCGGCACUUCGCCUCGGCUCGACCCACUAUUAUGUCGGCGGGAACGCCCGCGAGCUAGAGCAGCUUCUCCAGCGACACCGGCGCGACAUCACCAACCACAGCGCCUUGGAUGUCGUUUAUUUUGGCGACCACAUCACGGGUGAUGUGCUGGCCAGCAGCCACCACAUGUCGUGGCGUUCCGUGGCCGUGGUAGAAGAACUCUUGCUGCACGUCUGGGGCGCUUUGUUCUACGGCACUGCACGGGUAGAGCCCUGCGAUACGUGUUUUAUGCUCUACGAGGAGCUGUUGCGACGCCAUAGCACGCUGGUCGUGCCCCACCUAGAUGCGCUGGCUGAGCAUGAUCGCCAGCACGUAGGUCACCCCGCAGUUGGACCGGGAGGGUUUGAGGAUGGUGGGCUGGUUAUUCCCACCUACGGCGGACGUCUUGAGCCUACCUCGCGACUGCAAUCCCUGAAUGCUUCGGUUGAAUCACGUGCUGACCUAGCACUUGAAGACUAAUGGGGCUGGUAGGGCAACACAAGUG